AUGCCGCCACGUCUGUCACGGAGGCUGGUACAGCUCCCGUUCUCUCUCGGGGCCGUCCUCCCGUCGGCGACCCCAAUCACCACCUCAAUCCGUACAUUCGGCAUCCGCUCCCUCAACCCACCCAAACCCUCCAAGUAUGAUACCGGGCCCGACCUGCCUUUGCUUCAGUCAACUCAGGCCGCAGCUCUCGCGCGGAAAUCGGCUACUCUUCCGCUACGUACAGGAGCUGUCACAAUCAAAAAGGGCAUGACCGCCGUUUACGACCCAGAAACCGGAAACCGCAUCCCCUGCACGGUCCUCCAACUUGACCGCGUCCAGGUCGUUGGGCACAAGACGGCAAAGGUACACGGGUAUUGGGCUGUGCAAAUCGGAUCGGGCUGGAAGCAUCCCAGCAACGUGACAAAGGCGAUGCUAGGCCAUUUCUCCGGGCAAGGUGUCUCGCCGAAACGACAUAUUUAUGAGUUCCGGGUCAAGGAUAAGAGUGGUCUUUUGCCUGUUGGGCAGCUUGUGAAUGCGGAUUGGUUUCAGGAAGGCCAGUUUGUGGAUGCGCGGUCAAAGACAAAGGGAAAGGGCUUUGCCGGUGUGAUGAAGCGACACGGAUUUGGAGGCCAGGACCGCAGUCACGGUGUCAGUUUGACGCAUCGAUCGCUUGGUUCUGCGGGCCCUAGUCAGGGUGGUGGUUCUCGAGUCUACCCUGGGAAGAAGAUGGCGGGAAACAUGGGCAAUGAGCAGCAUACUGAGCAGAAUCUCCAGGUCCUCAAAGUUGAUGCGGAGAAUGGAUUAGUUCUUGUCAAGGGUGCUGUGGGUGGUCCUCGAGGCUGCAUUGUCAGAAUUCAAGAUGCCAUCAAGAAGCCAUGGCCAACUUUUGAGCAAGCAACCGAGGUCUCGAAAUAA
Molecule: messenger RNA, 894 nt
Organism: Aspergillus calidoustus
Lineage: Eukaryota; Fungi; Ascomycota; Eurotiomycetes; Eurotiales; Aspergillaceae
Source: the annotation of a GenBank genome assembly